Schistocerca nitens (vagrant locust) is the source of this 3936-nucleotide messenger RNA. RefSeq lists its product as uncharacterized. Lineage: Eukaryota; Metazoa; Arthropoda; Insecta; Orthoptera; Acrididae. The record is from RefSeq and is a predicted model, not a curated record. The transcript is spliced from 3 exons. Gene Ontology annotation, molecular function: zinc ion binding. Bases 345 to 1277 code for a protein of 310 amino acids.
UGCAAGAUCCAUUCAUGAAGCACUAGACAUUUUCAAGGAUUGGAAUCCCCUCUAUUGGGUUACUGAUUUCUCGGAGUCAGAGAUAAAUGCAAUUGAGCAAGCAUUCCCUCAGACAAAAGUUUACUUGUGCCUUUUCCAUCGAAAACAGGCAUGGGGAAGAUGGUUGAAAAAAAAAGGAUAAUCUACGUGUACCAAAUGACAUGAAGACAUUUCUGGAUAUGUGACAAGAAAUUUCAGAAUCACCAACAGAGAGAGAAUUUAGAGAUUUCGUAGAAGAGUUGCGAACGCAUGAGGUUUCUCGGAGAAAUGAGCAUGCAUGGCCAUAAUUUCAACAGCAAUGGCUAAUGCUAUGUGAAAGAUGGGUGAAAGCGUAUGAGGACAAUGGCAGAUUUGCAACUAUUGACAGUACAAAUGGAGUUGAAGCCAUGAACAAGGUUGUAAAACAUUUUUUCCUUAAACACAAUUCAGACAGGACUUUAACUGGGGUUACUAAGGUUAUAAUAAACCAGUUUCUUCCAAGCCUAAUUAGAAAGUACUGUCUGCAGAAUUCUGCCAUCAAAGCUUAUAACAAAGAUGUUCCACUGUUUUUGCAUAAAAAAACAAACAAGUUUGUGAAACAUGUCAUGCAGCGAUAUGCAUCAGCAAAAGUUGAGUUAACUGCAAGAUCAGUGAGUAGGAGAUCGGAUGGUUCAUUUUGUGUGGAGAGUGCAAAGUCCAGAAACUGUAAUUAUGUUGUAAACUUUGAUAUACCAGAUUGCACAUGUGAAGAUUUUCGGAGAUAUAAAUACCCAUGCAAGCAUUUCUGUGCAAUCUUUAUUUUUUACCAAGAGUGGGGUUUUGAUAAAGUGCCAGAAAGUUAUAAGACUAGUCCAUUAAUCUGUCUUGAUGAAAUGUAUGGGGUGGGCUUUAGAAGUGGCUCUUCAGUAAUUUCAUAUGAAGGCAGUAGUAGUGACGAAGCUGUUGAGGAGGCAGUUGAAGCAGCUGAGGAGGCUGUCGAGGUUGAGGAGGCUGUCGAGGUUGAGGAGGCUGUCGAGGUUGAGGAGGCUGUCGAGGCAGCAAAUACAGAUGGUGUUGUUCAAACCCAGAAUAUUCCUUUGCAGCAGUUUGAAGAAAGGGAGCUGUGUAAACAGAUUUAUAAUCUCACAUACAACUGCAGCAACAGCGAAACAUUACAAAAAGUACUUGAAUCACUGAGCAACUGUGUGCAAGAUUUGCAAUUAGCAAAUCCUGAAGUUGGUGGUCUCCCAUUAGCAGUGCCAUCAACAUCCAAACAAUAGUGAAGAAUGAUGCCAAAAGCCUUACAAGAUCUGUCUUAAACACAUUAUAACUUCCCAUUUGAAGGGUAAGAAAUGACGGUUUAUUUGAAUUUUAGAUAGCUCUUUGUCUAUGUAAAAUACAAAUAAGCUCCGUCAUUUGUGAUCCUCGAGAUGCAAUGCUAUGAGGUCUUUAUGUUGGUCUCUGCUUUUAAACUUUGUUGCACAUUUGAAUUUCGAAGUAGCAAUAGAUAAAAUAUUAUAAAAAGGAUAGUUGCUACAUUUGUGUGUGUGUUUGUGAGUGAGUGAGCGAGUGUGCGCGCGCGCUUUUGAAAAGGCCCUUGUUGCCCGAAAGAUAAGUCCGACAGUCUUUUUGUUGUGCCUUUCUGUGACUCAGCAUCUUCACCAUUUGGUGAGCAGCAACAACUAUCCUUUUCAUAAUAUUGUUACAUUCCAUCCUGGAUUUUUCGUUGUUCAUCAAAGAAAAGAUUUUUCUGAGGAAUUAAACUAGAUGGUAGUGUAGAACUUGCAAUCUUUUUAAAAUAUGAAGUAAAAAAUUUUAACUUUAAAUUAGGUUAAUUCAAAUACGGGACAAUGUUGAGAAUUGAAAAGGUGGAAAAAAUAAAUAAGAUAUAUCUUAGUGGCAUUGAGAUGUCGUAUGAGUGAUGGAGGAAAGAUUUUGCAUUUCUUUUUCCAAGUAAGAAUGCACUUGCUCUCACUUGCUUCAAUACAUGUCUAGUGAUUCACGUGAAACAGAGAAAAAGAUAGACUACCCUGUUAAUGAACAUGAGAUUUCCCAGUAUCACUCUGACAGAAGAGUAUGGUGUUUCCUUGAUAUGGUAUCUGGUCAGCAAUGUCAUUGGGACCAAAUGAAUUACUGCAGAUACCACACAGAAGCAAUUACUGUUACUGGAAUACCAGUAAUGUUUAUUAAAUUCAGUUGUAAAGUAGUUCUGGGCAUUGCAGCUGGUGAGCAAUGUCAUUGGGCACCAAAAGAAGUUCAGUUAUGAUGGAUUUCUGGCCUUCAGUCCAUGGGAAAAUUCACACCAGAUUGCAUCAAGACUGUUAUAUUCCAAGGAUAUCUUGGAAGAUUGAUAGUAUUCCUGAAGGAAAACAAUCCAUAUAGUAUUUCACGUGUGUAUCAAACUGCCAUUUGUUGUGGCACAUAAAUGUUUGCAACUUGAUUGUAAUUUUUGAACAGUUUCUCAACAAUCCAAGAAUUUCUUGUAAUGAGAAGCAGACAUUGUUGCUUGGGUAAAGGAAAUACAAAUCACGGUCAAUGUAACUACCUUAUUAACUUUCCACAGAGAAAUAUUUUUCACUACUGCUACUUAAAAAUUCAAAUGUGUGACAAAGUUUGCUUACAGAACUUGGCAUAAAGAUCUCCCUUAUUUGUAUUUUUUAGGUAGCUCUUAUUGUUUGAUCCUUCAAAUGGAAUGCUAUGACCUCCAUGUGAUCUAUUCCUUGUUGUUGUUGUUGUUGUUGUGGUCUUCAGUCCUGAGACUGGUUUGAUGCAGCUCUCCAUGCUGUUAAACGUACAGUGGUGCAUAUUCGUUUCUCUGAGAAGCCUCACUAUCUCUUCUGUAUGAUCUGUAAAUUCUCUGUUGGUGAUUCUGAAAUUUCUUGCCACAUGCCCAGAAAUCUCUUCAUGCCAUUUGGUAUUUAUUCAGCCAUCUUCCUCAAACCUGUUUGACUGAAAGGCACAAGUAAACUUUUGUCUGAGGAAAUGCUUGAUCAGUUGCGUUUAUCUCAGACUAUAAGAAAUCAGUAACCCAGUAGGUGGGAUUCCAAUCCUUGAAAAUGGCUAGUGCUUCAUGAAUGGAUCUCGCAUUUUCAACUUGAAUGAAAAAGAAAACCAAAUAACCCACAUUACUCUUUACAGCUAUAAAAAAAUAAAGGCAUAUCAUGUGUUGUUUUGUAUGUUGCAUAUAACAACUAUCCCUGUACUUCUUCAAAAGAUCUCUUUGCUAACAGCUCUGAUAGAAAAAAGUGAUGGUUUCACUCCUCCAUUGGCACCUAUACCAUGUUUGUAAUAAAUCAUGUGAUUGCUUUAUUCCUUGUGCCACUCGUCAGCAUGAUUCUGCAUUCUAGUCUCGUCAAACAAUGCUUUAUUUGUACAUUACAAGGUCCAAUAUGUGUGAAUAUAAUUUUUUUCAGUGGGGUAAAAUGUAGUAUUCAUUAUACCUGGUAUGUGUGUCCCAGUGAAAUUAUCAAUAAAUGUAUCUAGAGCCAAAUUAUUGGCUGUAUGAUGUCAUUCCAUCAUGCACCUGAAUUUGUAAUUCCUUUACAAGCUAUUGUUAGCAUGUGUGUGUGUGUGCUGAUUUGCUGGAGAAGCAGAGAGAUAGUGUUUCAGCUAUCUUUGAGACAGUUAAAGGAGGUGCUUUAGAAAUGAGUGUCCUGAUUGAUAUGAAAAACAGUUUUCAAAUUUUCUGUACAAACUAUAAACAGUUCCUCAGUUGGUGAUUGUGGAAGAGACUGCCAUAGCCGCAGUAUUGAUCCACUGUCAGGUGGUAAACCUAGGAUUUCCUUCCAGUAUGAGCCAAGUGAAGUAACACUGUGGUUGGAGAAAUGUUUUAUAUUCUUAAACUGAUUAUUUGUAACCCAUUAUGGUGGAUUGCAGUUCAUGUGUCAACACUUAAAAAUGUUUAGUUCUUCACUGAUGACACUUGAUAAAAUUUGAAUU